UUCAGAUUCAAUAUGCAAUCAAUCUAGCUGACUUAACUCACAAUCAAUAGAAUCAAUCAAGCAAGCAAGCCUUAUGGCUAAGGUUUAUGCCUCACGGCCAAGAAGAAGCCACACGGCCAUGAGGAAGCCACACGGCCAAAACAGGAAAACAAGCCGCACAACUAAUGAUUCAAUUCAGGAUCAAUGCAUAUAGUUUGUUGUGUAAUUGCAAUCCUAGCAUAGAUGCAUUCUAUCAGUUUAUACAAUGUACUCAACACAAGAAAGCUAAUCGGCCAAGCAAAGAACAAUCAUACUUGAUUUCAAUUUCAAUUUCAAUACCAUCCUAACAUGAGAUUCUAAGAGCAAUUGCAAUCAAUCAAAGUGAUUAGGUUUAGGUAUGAAUGCAACAAGGCCACACGGCCACAAGUAUGAUUAUGUCUAGAACAGUUUAACCUAAUCAUAUAGUUUCAGAUUUUGAUUUUUAAACAAUCUAAACUAGAUCAUUAGGGUUUUGAUUUAAACAAGCCAAUUACUUCAGAUUCAAGAUUCAAGUUUAAACAAUCCUAAUCAUAGUUCUAGAUGAUCAAUCAAUCAAACAAAAUAUUUUUAAAAUCCAAACAAUUAAAAUCGAUUUUUCAAAUUAGGGUUUUGGGAAUUCGAUUUGAUCUUAGAUCAAGGGAGUUUAAUUUUGAGAUUCAAAACCUUCAAGGUUCUGAUUUUAAUUGAUCAAUGGAUCAAAUCUCGAUUUUAGGGUUUGGAUCGAACUUAUAGAGCUUCGAUUUAAUUACUGAUAGGGUAUCGAUCUAUUAUCCUAUGGCUUUCAUCCUUUUAGAGAUUAUAUUUUAAGGUUUCAAUCUUUACAAAAAAAACAGAUUCGAUUCAUGUUUUCAGAAUUCGAAUUACCUUUAGGUUUUGAAGAUUGUAGAACCGGACCACCAAGAGAACCUCGAGCUGGACGGGACGCGAGCUGGAACAAGCUGGAACGCGAGCUGGAACGAGCUAGAACGGACGCGUGCUGAGGCGCGAGCUGGAACGGAACGCGUCUGAUCGGGAACGCGGGCUGUAGCUGUCCGGGAUGUAAGCUGAGAACGGAUGGAGCUGAGGCUGAGUUCGUCUAGUAUCAGGAACGCCUUAGGGCUGGGGCUGAUCGGAUAAACACGAGCUGGAACGCUUGCAAAAACAGAUUAGGAUUCGUCGGGUUCAGAUUAGGGUUCCAAAGCAAAUCGGCGCGCACUGUAUCGGUGCAUGAGGGCGCGUCGGUGGUCAGAUCGACAAACGGUUUGCACAGACUGAUUCGUCUUGGCAAGAGCUUCGAUUUGAUAUCUUGAUCGUUUUCUGGGUCCUCACGGUUUGGGAGAACGACCUCUUUGAAGUUCCGAGGUAGAUUCUUUUUGUUUAUGGUUUUAGGGGUUUAGUUUUAGGCUCAGGGUGUUAGAGGCUAUCGUGCUGAUAACGUGUUGUAAAACGAAGGUUUUAGGUCUGAAUAUUUCUGUGUUUUAUUAAUGAAUAAGAUAUCCCUUUAUAUAAGGGUUACAUGAGAGAUAAAUGGAAAUACAUAAAUGUAAAGAUUACAAAUCAUAAACAUAGAUGAAAUGGGAAAACUAGAAGAAUGGAAAGUCUCUAGCCGACUUUCCCUCUCUCUCCAUGCCGCGGCCGUCGCCUCUCUCUCUAGGAUUUGAGCCGGUUAUGAACAUCCACCAAUUGAUUUAUAACAGUUAAUAUAGUUAUAUUUUGUGAUGUUACUCUACGUUACUCGUAUUGUAAGAAGUGGGAAGAUAUAACCACUAACUAAAGAAAAGACAAAGCUGUAGAAAAAGUUUUAGAAAGAAGUUCCUCUCUCUAAAAUUCUCUCUUUUAAGCUUUUGAAUCUUUAUCUCUUUCAGAGUCUUUGACUCUUUAAAAGAAUUGGAACUUUGACUAGGAUAAAAAAGUUUCUCAGUCAUGAUCUAAUUUUUUAAGGUCUUUUUAUCGUUUUCUCCAAAGAAACCUUACUGCCCUCUUGGGUUUUCUCUUCUUGUUCUAACUUCUUCAUUUUUCUAAAGAUCAUACUGGUUACGGCCAUUUCUUCGGCGUUAGAUAAAGCAGUUCUAGUGAUGCCUUUAGAGGAAGAAGAUACUCCGUUUGAUCUUCCCAAUGUCCCCCAAUUCAGAUCCUGCAAAAAUAAUCUACCAAAAGGUUUCUAAUCCCGACUACCAAAAGGUUUCUAAUCUAAUUCGCGAUAUGCCCCGUAAGUGGCAGAAAUAUGAUUGUGUUCGGGACGUUGCGUUAUAACCAGAUAUUUAAAUUCAACUUUAAGCAUGAAUACAACCUGGAAGAAUUUUAUAAUAAGGGAAUUCACUCUUUCAAUGAUUGGGCUCUGUCUAUUGAGCGUUGGGUUGAAAAACCCUCUCCUGAUUAUCUAAACUUUGUCUGUAUAUGGGUUCUUUUUUGGAACAUCCCGAUCAAUCAUUACACUCCGGAAUAAAUCUCUGCUCUUGGAGGUUGGACAAGUGGUGGAAGUUGCUUUCGAUCCAACUAAACCGCAUAGUAAUGACUAUGAGCGAUUUAAGGUACGUUUUGAUGUUUCUAAACCUCUGCGUAAAUACAAGGUUGUUAAUCUUCCUGAAGGGGGCCAAGCUACCAUAAUGUAUGCGUAUGAAAGGAUUCAUAAAAGAUGUUUCUACUGUUGAAGCUUAACUCAUGAGAAAACGACAUGUCCUUUUAAGCUUAGAUCCCUUCAACAACAUCCAGAGCAGAGUAAUUAUAGUAGGAAAUAAUUGAUAUUUGUUAAAGACAAAGACUUAUUGGAAUCUGAUCCCUUAUUUGGUGUUCUAGAAGACAGUCAAUUGGGAAUCAAUCCAGCUACGGGAAGGCCUAGAAUAGCUGCAGAAGUUCUUGAUGGUAUGAAGCAGUAUAUCUACUUGCUGCUCCAGGUCUUGAGAAAAUUAGGAAAAACUGUUUUUAGGCCAAAAGAAACACUUACAUUAUCCCAUUAGGCUAAUCCAAAAUUUUAAUUGUCCAAUUAGGAAAUGAUCCACUCGCUCAAAAGUCAUAUCUCAGUUUGGAAGCUAUCCUAAUGAUAACUAGAGAGUUUGAUAAAGGGAAGGGUCCAAUUUUUGAGUUUAAGAAUUUGGUUUCUACUGGACUAACAACUCAACCUUCUAGAUAUCAUACCAAGCUCUUGGCCUCAACCGUUGAUGCGGGAAGGGUCAGUAACGAAACUUCAAUACCAGAAUAUUUUUAAUCUGAAGGUUCAGGGAAUAGUGUUUAUGAUGAGUCAACGACAUAUUUGGACUUCUCUUCAGCUAAUUCUAUCAAAGCGGGUGAGGCUGGUUCAUCCAGAACAAGUGUUGGAUUUAAAUCUGGUAAACAUUCGAGAAGAAAUUCCAGAAGUAAACACAAAUCCAAUAAAGUUUUUCUUCAGUUCAAUCAAUUCAGUAAUUUGAGUCCGGCUGUUAAAAGGCAGGCAUAUGAGGAAGAAAAGCAAGGUUCAACAAUAAAGAGAAAGCUUAAUGAGGCGGUCCCAACGGAGGGACUGCCCUAAGGUUAAAGACCCCAGUUGGAAUUGCCAAGGCUUUGGACGUUGUCAGGAUUUGGUAAUUCCUAGUCUCAAGGAAAAAUUUUCCACUUAUUUCUCUGAGAUUUUAUUUCUUACGGAAACCAUGCACAGUAGAGAUCUUUUGGUAGAUAUUCAGGAAUGGUUAGGUUAUAAUAGAGUCUAUACAGUUGAACUUGUUGGUAGAUCUGGUGGCUUGGCUUUGUCUUCUAAAAAAAAUGUGAAGCUUGAUCUAAAGUUUGUGGAUAAGAAUCUUAUAGACUGUUGGGUACAUUUUGACUCUGUUAGCUUUUUAAGGUUUUGUGUAUAUGCAGAUCUCUCAAUCGACCUAAAAUAUGGAAGCGUAUUACAAGGAUUGGUCUGAAUUGUAGAGAGUGUUGGUGUAUUCUAGGAAACUUUAAUAAUAUUUUACAUAAUGGUAAAAAGAGUGGUGGCCUCUUGAGGAAUGAUUCCAACUGCAUUUUGUUCAGUAAUAUGAUAAAAGCCUGUCAAAUGUCUGAAUAACCAAGUUCUGGGAAUGCUCUUACAUGGGGAGGAAUGAGAAAUAAGAUGUGGAUUUAAUGCAACUCGGUAGAUGUUUUGGAAAUAAAGAAUGGAAUCGCUUGCUUCCAGCUUCGAAUCAAAAUUUUUCUAGAGAAAAGAGGAUCUGAUCAUAGGCCAGUUCUGGUGAGUUUGGUUGCUUCUCAAGACUUUUACAGAAGACAAUUAAAAAUUUAUAGAAGAUUUUUGCAACAGCCAGGCAUUAAAAAGCUGUCUUUUAUGGUUGGAAUGGUCCUCCUUCUUUGAAUGGUGUAACAGUGUCUCACAGGAUCCGACUUUGUCGUAAAACCUAAAGUAAGUUGAAAAAGGACAACAACCUAACUCUAAAAGCAUGAUUUUUGACCUGCAAUUGAAGUUAGAGGUGGAGUACUCUUCUACUUUACCUAAUCUCCACAUCAAUUAAAAUUUGAUUUGAUGAAAGCUUAUAAAGAUGAGGAAUCAUAUUGGAGUCAAAAAUGCAAGGAAAUAUGGUCAAAAUCAGGUGAUAAGAAUACUAAGUUUUUUCAUUCCUUUGUCAAGGCUAAUCGACCUAAGAAGUUGAUAGAGAAGCUCAUUGAUGAGCCGGGCAGAGAAUAAAGAUCUGAAUGAUCUAAAUGUGUGGUAGCAGUUAAUUACUUCUCUUCUUUGUUGACAUCUUCAAAUCCAUCGGAUUUCCAUCAUAUCUUCCACAACUUUCAGCCUAGAGUAACUAAUGCAAUGAACUUGGAACUGAUCAAAGAGGAUAAUGCAGCAAAGGUUAUAGAGGCAGACUUUUCAUUCAAUCCCACAAAGGCUCAUGGUGCUGAUGGAAUGUCAAGUCUCUUUUUACAAAAAUUUUAGGAGGUAGUUGGAGGAAAAGUAACUGCCUAAGUCUGUAACUUCUUUCGUACGGGUACCUUAUCUUUUGAAUGGAACUAUACUCAAUUGUGUCUGCUUACAAAUAAGGUUAUCUCCUCUCUAAUGUCAGGCCUAAGACCAAUUAGUUUGUGCUUUGUUCUUUACAAGAUCAUAACCAAGACUUUAUCUCAAAGAUUAAAGCUUGUUCUACCCUUUAUCUUAUCUCCAACGCAGUCAGCUUUUGUGUCUAAGAGACUGGAUCAUGGUUUGUCUAACUUCAGUUACCUACUAUGUCUUGAUCAACGAUAAACCUCAUGGUUUUAUAGUUCCACAAAGAGGCUUAAGGCAGGGAGAUUCCUUAUAUUCCUUCCUUUUUGUUCUUUAUACUGAAGCUUUAAUCCAUUUGUUGAAUCAAUCAUCAGCUCUGCAUACUAUUUUUGGUAUUCAGUUUUCGGAUUCAUGACCUUUUCUUCAUGAUCUCCUAUUUACAGAUGACUAUGUCUUCAUUUGCCAAGUUAACAUAUCCUACGCUAAAGAACUUAGGUGCUGUUCGUUUGGUUGCCGCAGGUACCGGCGGCAGCGGCAGCGUCAACAUUCGGCGUCAACUCCUGUUCGUUUUGUUGCCGCAGACAGCUGCGUCUGACGCCGCGUCCUGCGGCUGACGCCGAUAAAACCUGCGGUCGCGACAUAAAACCUGCGGCCAAUAAGGUAAUUUACUAUUUUACCCUUACUAUGUUUUAGUAUUUACAAAAAACCUAAACCUAAACUUGACGCAGUCGGGGAAAGUGACGCAGCUCCAUCUCUAUCUCUCUCUCUCGAUCUCCAUUCCUAGAACCAGUGAAGAUCUUGAGAGCUCUCUCCAUCUCAAGCUCUCUCUCCAUCUCGAGCUCCCUCCAUCUCAACCUCUCUCUCCAUCUCGAGCUCUCUCCAUCUCGGGCUCUCUCUCCGUCACGAGCUGUAUCCAUCUCAGGCUCUCUGGCUCUCCCUCUGUCACGAUCUGUCUCCAUCUCGGGCUGUCUCUCUUCUCUGAAGAAAACCCAUCUCCGAUCUCAUCUCCAAGCUCUCUUACCCAUCUCCGAUCUCAUCUCGAAGCUCUCUUACCCAUCUCUGAUCUCAUCUCCAAACUCUCUCAUCUCCGAGCUCAUCUCAUCUCCAAGCUCUCUCUUCUCCUUUUCUCGUUGAGGUACGUUUGAUGCUAGUCAAAUAGAGUUUCAACAUUCUGAUUAUUUGAAUCUCUGAUGAUUGUUUGAUGCUCCCUAGUGAGUCUUUUUGUGAUAUAUCUUUGGUUUCAUUGUGAAAGAGGCCUAGCUGUAACUCCCUUUCUUUACCUUCAUGGUUCCAUUGCUGGUCUGUUCUUUUAAUAUAAACGAUGGGUUGUCUUCUGAGUGUAGCUUUUGGGGUUUCUAAAUUUAAAGUGCAGGCUACAAAAACAUCCUAUUGUAGUUAGUACGUAUUGGUUUACGAGUCUGCACUCAUGGGGAAGCUUAAAGGGUUGCUUCUUAGUAUUAAAUUGUUUUAAGAAGUUAACAUAUGCCGAGUCAAGUAGAAGUUAAAUUGUUUCUGUUUCCUGGAACAUUGUUGGAACGUUGUUUGGUCUUAUUUGGAGAAAGUAGACGGCUUGACUUGAUUUUUCAAUUUUUUAAUAAUUUGUGUGUGUUUAGGGAACACUCAACGUAUGCUUCAAACUGUGGAUUGUGAAUGAUUUUUAUUUAUGCUUUUCUUCCAUAUUUGUUUAAAAUUUAUAAAGUAUUUAUUGAUCAUAAGAUCUUAUGUGUUUUGAUUCAUUGAUCAUAAGCUCCAUUUCUCUGCAUCUUUUUGCAGGCUCUCUCAUUUCAGGCUCCAUUGAUCUCAGGUUUGCUCAGACCUAGUGGAAAAGGUGACUAACAAGUGCAAAUAUAUUUUACUACUUGUUCCAAAACGUGAACACAUUGCUUAUUCUCUUUUUUUUUUUUUUGCAGACUCAGAUCUUCUCAAGCUCAUUCUCUCAAGCUCAGACCCUCUCAAACUCACUCUCUACUGCUGUUCCUCUCACUUUUUAAGAUGUCGACGUCAAAAGAUAUGCUUGAAAGAUGGAUGUUGGAAGAUGAAGAUGGUGAUUAUGAUGAUGAACUUGGUUUGUUUGAUGUGGCUAUUACCGAGAGACUGAGUCAUAGAACAGAUCGAGGAGCAGGAUGGCGUUAUGUUCAACAACUUAUGUACGAAUCUGAUCAGCAAUGUUACGACAUUCUGCGCAUGAAUCAAAGGACGUUUGAAGCUUUGUGCAAGAUGCUAGCUCAGCGAUAUGGAUUGGAAGAGUCUCACCAUGUCUACCUUGAGGAAUCUGUUGCGAUGUUUCUCGAGACUGUUGGUCAAGAUAAGACCAAGAGGGAUAUUGCUGCAAGGUAUCAAAGAUCAUUGGAUACAGUACAAAGAAAGCUUGAUGAAGUCUUGAGUGCUCUUCUCAAGUUUGCAGAGGAUACACUAAAACCAGAAGAAGGCGAGUUUGCAAGAGUGAGUCCUGUUUUGAGAAACGAUGAUCGGUAUUGGCCUCAGUUCAGAGAUUGUAUUGGAGCACUUGAUGGAACUCAUAUCCCGGUUCGUCCUCCAAGUCAGAAUGCAGAUGCAUACAGAGGCAGAAAGCAAGAUCCUACAAUGAAUGUUCUUGCUAUAUGUAACUUCGAUAUGAAGUUCAUAUAUGCAUAUGUCGGUGUACCUGGUAGAGCACAUGAUACCAAGGUCUUGACUCAUUGUGCGAGAAACGAGGCUUCUUUUCCACAUCCUCCCCCCGGAAAGUAUUAUUUAGUUGACUCCGGAUAUCCGACCAGGACAGGGUAUCUUGGUCCGCAUCGUAAUAUGCGAUAUCAUCUUAGUCAGUUUGCUACAGGAGGACCACCAGUUAGUGCAAGAGAGUUAUUCAACCGAAAGCAUUCAGGUCUGCGAUCAGUGAUUGAGAGAACAUUUGGAGUAUGGAAAGCAAAAUGGAGGAUUUUGGAUCGUAAGCAUAUCCUACGCUAAAGAACUUAAAAGAAUCUUGAAAGUGUAUGGAGAUGCUACAAGGAAAUUGGUUAAUUCAAGUAAGUCCUCCAUUUCAUUCGGAUCAAAAGUUGCUGAUAGUACAAAAGAGGCGAUUAAGGGGUCUCUGAAAAUUGAAAAAGAAGGUGGAAUGGGUUCAUAUUUGGGUCUCCCUGAAUGUUUUAAAGGUUCAAAGGUAGACAUGCUUAGAUAUAUAAUUAAUCCCUAAAGAAUAGAUGCUCAAGUUGGUUUGCUAGAAUAUUACCACAAGGUAUAUGGUAAGGAUAUUCUCAUUAAGACAUUAGCUUUAGCUAUGCCUAUUCAUGUUAUAUCUUGCUCUAAAUUACCUAAAACACUUGUGAUUUUAUGGUUUUUACGAUUGCUAAUUUCUGGUGGAGCUCCUCAAAGGAUAAAAGAAAGAUUCACUGGAUUAGUUGGGAUAUAAUGUGUCUUUCUAAAAAGGAUAGUAGAUUGGGAUUUAGAGUUAUUGAUGUGUUCUAUCAAGCUUUGCUAGCUAAACAGGUUUAGCUUAUUUUGCAAAAUCCAGAUAGCUUGUCCUCUCGGCUUAUGAAAAGUAGGUACUUUGCAAAUGAUGACUUUAUAUCUGCUUUUCUUUCUUCAAGACCCUCUUUGUUUGGAGAAGUAUAUUGCAUGGUCAGUAUCUCUUAACUAAAGGUCUCCAUAAAAUGGUUGGAAAUGGGUGAUCUCUUCAUGUAUGGACUGAUCCUUGGAUCAGAGAUGGACACUGAGUAGAACUUUGAUGAAAAAACCGAUCAUAGAUAUUGAUCUCAGAGUGUAUGAUCUGAUUGAUUAUGAAAGAAAAUACUGGAUCAAACAUAAGCUAGAUGGCCUCUUUUUCCUUGAAGACAUUAAGCGCAUCUUAAAAACAAGACCAGUGAUAUCUAAGGAUGAUUUUUGGGUAUGGGGACAUAACAGAAGUGGUGAAUAUUCGGUCAAGUCGGGAUAUUGGAUGAUGAAUCAGAUUACUAAUGCUCAGUCACAUUUGGAAGCUUCUGCGCUACCUUCAGUCAAUGAUCUUAAAGCUCUAGUUUGGUCUUUAAAACAUCUCCUAAGAUAAAGACCUUUCUUUGGAAAGUUCUUUCAGAAACUCUUCCGUUGGCUGACAUGAUCAUAUCCAGAGGGAUGAAAGUUGACUCUAGAUGUCACGUUUGUGGGGGUGAAAGGUGAAUCUGAAAACCACCUUCUGUUCUGGCUCGAAAAAUUUGGGCACUAUCACACUUUCCUAGGCCACAAACGGACAUCCCCACAGGUUGUCUCUUCUUAGAUUUUCAUCAUAGCCUUAAAGCAAGUAAGUCUUCAUCAUUUCCCUCAGAAAUUGCCAGGAUGUUUCCUUGGAUACUUUGCAUAUUUGGAAAAGCAGAAAUACUUCUCUUUGAAGGAAAAAAUUUAUGUCCUUCAGAAACCCUUAAAAGGAUAAGAGAAGAUGUGAAUGCUUGGUUUUUUUGCUCAAACGGUUGAAGUAGAACAUGAUCAUCACCAAUUUUUGUAUAAUGCUCUUUCACAUAGAAUAUGGAUUCUUCUUACACCUUUCUGGAUCAAGUACAAUCUUGCUUACUCUUGGGAUAAACAAACUAAUUUAGUUGCAGUUUCAUGGUUGCUGAGGAAUCAUAUCGGAAAAGUUCUCUUGCAUAGUAGACAUGUUAUUGCUGGUAUUGGUAGUCUUGCAGAAGCAAAUCUUCAACUGUGGGCUAUUAAUAGUAUGUCUAAUUUAACCUAUCUCAGGUUAUUUUUGGUUCUGAAGCUUCUAAAUUGAUUGGUGAUGUUCGUCGUCUGAAAGCAUGCCCCUCAUUUGCAUUCUAAGCGUCAGAGAUCAAUUUGGCCUUAUUGAAUAUUCAAAAAUGGAGACUUCAAGCAGAACCAGCUGAGACUAAUCAUAGUGCAUUUCUCAUUGUUCAAAGUUCUUUUUGGUUCCUGGAUACACUCUUAUAUCACUUUCGGUUUUCUUAUUUGGCUUAAGAAGACUAGAUAAUGAUAUGGUUCCUGUCUAAUUAGUUAUUUAGAGUUUGGUUAAUGCAUAUUGGAUCCUCGCUUAUUUGAUGUAUUUUUGGUUUCUUUGUAAUGUUUUUCUCUUGCACUUGUUACUUUGUUUAUAAAAUUCUAGUUUACAAGAAAAGACAAAAAAUAAUUA
Brassica napus (rape) is the source of this 10010-nucleotide messenger RNA. RefSeq lists its product as uncharacterized. The record is from RefSeq and is a predicted model, not a curated record. The coding region runs from base 6911 to 7864 and encodes 317 amino acids. NCBI's taxonomy places the organism in Eukaryota, Viridiplantae, Streptophyta, Magnoliopsida, Brassicales, Brassicaceae. The transcript has 2 exons.